Messenger RNA from Oryza brachyantha (malo sina), 1670 nucleotides. Its product is annotated as sphingoid long-chain bases kinase 2, mitochondrial. Lineage: Eukaryota; Viridiplantae; Streptophyta; Magnoliopsida; Poales; Poaceae. The record is from RefSeq and is a predicted model, not a curated record. The coding region runs from base 88 to 1143 and encodes 351 amino acids. Gene Ontology annotation, biological process: protein insertion into mitochondrial inner membrane; phospholipid biosynthetic process; phosphorylation. Gene Ontology annotation, molecular function: kinase activity; ATP binding. The transcript is spliced from 12 exons. Gene Ontology annotation, cellular component: TIM22 mitochondrial import inner membrane insertion complex.
UUAGGCGGCGGCCCGGCGUCUCGAAGCGAUCCGGGAGCUCGUGUAGUCGUGUGCUCCACACUGCCAUAGGGAUAAGCCCGCGAAGCCAUGGUCGCGCCACCAUCGCCGCGGAUCCUGCCGCGGGCGUCCCACUCCCAGCCGGCCGCCGUCGGCCUCGCGUCCGACCGCGCCGCCGCCACCGUCUCCUCCGGCCGCCGCCGCCGCAACUUCGUCUUCGUCGUCAACCCCUCCGGCUCCAAUGGGCGCACGGGCAAGCAGUGGAAGCAGCUGCUCCCCCACCUCCGCACCCGCUUUGCCGACCAAUGCGACAUUUGUGAGUGCAUCACUUCGGCGCCGUUCGACGCCAUAGAUAUCACGAGGGAGGCUAUAAAGGAUGGGGCUGAUGCUGUGAUUGCUGUGGGUGGCGAUGGAACACUCCAUGAGGUCGUGAAUGGAUUCUUCUGUAAGGGGAGCCCUGUCCGUGCUCUUGAUCAAGGACCUGACCAUUCAACAGCGCUUGGUCUCAUUCCACUUGGAACCGGUUCAGACUUCGCGAGGACAUUCGACUGGACAGAUGAUCCUCAUCAGGCGAUUGAUCGAAUUGUGAGAGGAGUCAAAUCAAAACUAGACAUAGGCAUAAUGGAAGGGCUAGAUGGAAACCCACAUUAUUUUGUUAAUGUUGCUGAUAUCCAUUUGAGUGCAAAGGCGGGCUAUUUCUCUUCUAUGUACAAAAGAUUUGGCAAUUUAUGCUACGUUUUUGGAGCUCUCAGAGCCUUUUGGGGACAUGGUAAUCGAGAUCUUAGAAUAAAGGUAAAUGGUGGAGAAUGGAAAACUAUUCAUAAAGUCACUGCACUGUGCAUAGGAAAUGCCAAAUACUUUGGUGGUGGUAUGAAGAUCACUCCAACAGCUGAUCCUUUUGGGGGUGACCUUGAGGUCGUUAUUCUUCAAGAUUUCAAAUGGUACGAUUUCCUCCUUAAGCUUCAUAGGCUGUAUGGAGGAACUCAUCUAUCAGUGACUGGCGUGACAUCGAUAAGAGUCCACUCAAUUGAAGUAGCAGAGAAGGAAGUCAGUGCUGAUAUCUUUGUGCAGUCUGAUGGGGAGCAUUUUGGUUUUCUUCCAACCAAAUUUUCAAUUCUUCCUGGUGCAGUCGAUUUCUUCUGCUAGAUUAGUACACUCAUUCUUCCUGUCGGAUGCAUAGGUUUCAUAAUCUUUAUCAAAGUCACUGCGUGUACUUAGAACUAUCUCUAUUAUUUUGAAAUGAUAAGGUUUUUGAGUUGUUACAUUCAUUUUCUGGCAUUACAUGGGAUAAGCUCUGUUCCGUCACCCACCAUUAGUAUGCAGUAUAAUGUGGAAUAUGUGCUAUCCAGUCUAACCGCAAAAGUUUGGUGGUGAGUGGUGGCCGGCGUAUUAUGAAUAAAGGUGUAAUUGGGUUAGCCCGCAAACCCACUUAUAGGUCAAUUAGAUGGGUAACUCACCGAAUUACCCACUUAAUUAGUCUAUAAGCGGGUUGGCGGGCCGGCACACUUACACUAAUUAUGAUCUGUUCGAACUAUACUGGGCUACCUACAAAUUGGUGUCAAUGUAAAUCACAGUGACUUUUUAGGCUUGUACCAUGUGUAAUAAUACCUUUGCCUGUUGUCCAGCAACAAGGACACAGUUAGCUGCAGUUUCAAUACAAAAUUAAUUUACCU